AUGAAGUGGAAACUAUCCGUUCCUUACCUGCAACGAUGGAAUACUUUGUAUCGACAAGUAUCCAUUCGAUCCGCUACAUCGACAGCGAUUGGUAGCGACACGCAAGUUGAAUGUAAUACUAAACCUUUUCAUCAAAUUCCUGGACCGAAAGGUCUGCCAAUAAUAGGGGAUCUGAUGACAUUUCUACGAAAUGAUAGCUACUAUCUUAAAAGACCGCAUCUUUUACUUCUGGAAAAUACUAAAAAGUAUGGUCCAAUUUAUAAACAAAAGAUAUUUACCUGGCAAACUGUGGUCGUAACCGAUCCAAACGAGAUUUCUAAAAUCUAUAGUGCUGAAGGAACAUAUCCGACUAGAGGUCUGGUGAAACCUUUCAUCCAUCACAGAAUGCAAAGUAAAAGAGCUAAAGGCAUCGCUGUAGGAGACGGCAAAGAGUGGAGAAAAGCUCGCAGUAUUAUCGACAAGAAAUUAUUAAAAGUAAAAGAUGUUAGUGCUUAUGCAGAAAGAAUGAACGAUAUUAUCACCGACUUUAUUCGCUACAUUCAGUCCAACAAAGACUGCCUUGAAAGCGGCGAAGUAGAGUUUCGCCAGUACCUUUACAAAUGGUCAUUCGAGACUAUAAAUUCAGUUAUCUACAAUAAACGACUUGGCACGCUUAAUGAUCCGCCGCUUCCCUUUGCUCAGAAAUUUUUUAACAGCGUAAUUAAUAUGCUGGAAGGAACAUAUUCCCUUUUGUAUGCUCCAGCAUACUAUAAAUACUUCAAGACUCGAUUCUGGAAGAAAUAUUGCCAUGAUUGGGAUACCUUAUUUGAAAUUGGAGAUCAACUGGUGAAAGAAGAGACGCAAAAAUUGCAAAAGGAAAUUCAAUCACUUGGCAAGGACAAAGAUCGGUGGCGUAGCGAAGAAUUAGAAUUUUUGCCCUAUGUGCUAUUAAAAGAGGAAUUAAGCGAAGAGGAAGUUUCAGCUAACGUGGUGGAAAUAAUGGGCGGUGGUGUAGAUACGUCUGCCAAUACAGUGCUUUGGGCUUUAUACAUCUUAGGAAAACAUCCAGACAUACAAGAAAAGCUUUAUAACGAAGUCUCAGGUGUACUUCAAAAUUCAAAGUACCCGGAUGCUGAGUCAGUUCAAAAUAUGCCCUACCUUAGAGGCCUGGUAAAAGAAGGUCAACGAAUUUAUCCGGUUAUAUACGCCCCAAUUCGCGAAAUUGCAAAAGAUGCAGUACUAUGUGGAUAUCAUGUUCCAGCUAAGACAAUCGUAGUCAAUGGUAUCUAUGCCAUGUCUUUUAAUCCUCAAAUAUACGACGAACCGCAUAAAAUUAAACCCGAAAGAUGGGCCCGAUCUUAUACUGGCUUGAAGGUCAAUCGUUUUGCCCAUUUGCCCUUUGGUUAUGGUCCACGAAUGUGUAUAGGGCGUCGUAUAGCAGAGCUUGAAAUACAUUUGUUAAUCGCAAGGCUGAUAUCGGAGUUUAAAAUAGAAUGUAAGAAUAAGGAAGAAGUAGGAUUAAUCAGCCGUUUGGUUCUAGCACCUGAUGCUAAUAUUCAAAUUUCAUUCAAGAAAAGAACUUAA
This is a messenger RNA of Trichoplax adhaerens, 1563 nucleotides long. RefSeq lists its product as uncharacterized. Gene Ontology annotation, molecular function: iron ion binding; oxidoreductase activity, acting on paired donors, with incorporation or reduction of molecular oxygen; heme binding. The transcript has 7 exons. The record is from RefSeq and is a predicted model, not a curated record. Gene Ontology annotation, biological process: cholesterol metabolic process; cellular response to peptide hormone stimulus; cortisol metabolic process. NCBI's taxonomy places the organism in Eukaryota, Metazoa, Placozoa, Uniplacotomia, Trichoplacea, Trichoplacidae. Gene Ontology annotation, cellular component: mitochondrial inner membrane. The coding region runs from base 1 to 1563 and encodes 520 amino acids.